AUGCAAUCCGCUAACGGCACUGACUAUAGGCCAACAAAGUCUCCGCGCCAGUCACACCAGUCUAGAGAGCAUCAUCCGUUCAAUGCUUCGGGAACGUCAUUGCAUCAUCAACACGACACGCACAAUGCUAUAUCGGAUGAUUUUAGUACGGGGUUCCCAAAUGAUUUUCACAUGGCCUACGAUCACACCGGAAAUGGAGUUCCUUUCAUGACAAAUCACCAGGACCCUCUAGCACUUGUUUCAAUGAUGGCUGGGUGGCAGGAUUCUCUAGCUUUUGACCCAACAAUAACAGGCUGGCAAGAUGCCAUGACCUAUGAUUCGACAAUGGGUGGCUGGCAGGAUUCGUCCUCCAUAGACUCUUCCAGAGCUUCAUCAGUAUCUACCAACAGCGGCUCCUCUUCAAGAGACGAAGGUACACAGGAAUCAUUCAUUUGCAACGACGAAUGCUGUCACGGAAGAGCAUUCAGCAGCCGUGCCAAUCUUCGACGCCACCAGAACGAAAGGAAGGGACUAAGAAGGGUUUAUGCCUGUAGUUUCUGCCACCGCGUUUUCAGCCGUUCAACUGCUUGUCGGUUACACCAGCAAAAUGGCGUCUGCUUCAAGUCCAAUGGUUGGGUUGGUGAGAGCCCUCAGCAGUGA
Molecule: messenger RNA, 639 nt
Organism: Fusarium venenatum
Lineage: Eukaryota; Fungi; Ascomycota; Sordariomycetes; Hypocreales; Nectriaceae
Source: RefSeq, a predicted model, not a curated record